UAUCAAUAUUUCCUCAUAGAUUUGACUAUUGGAUUUACAGGUGGAGUGAUAAGUGAGGGGAUGGAACAGAUAAGUAUUGGCAUUGGUGUUUACAGUGGUAUCUUCAAACCGGGGUAUAUUGCUAGCAUUAAUAUGCAAAUAAAGAAUUCACAAGAUCAUUCAUCAAUAAACAGUACUUUGGAGUUUCAGAGUAGCAUUGAUAGUUACACCAUUAUAUUUAAUGCUACACAGCUUGCAACUGAGCUCAACUUGAUAAAUCCUACUAAUAUUACUGCUCUCUUGCUUCCUUUUGAUGAUGAUGAUCUCCUUGUCUCCAUUUCUCCUGCUACAUUAAACAUUACAAUGUCUAGUGAAUCUCCAAUACCUUCUUUAGCUAGCAAUACCGGUACGUAUUCUCAGUCCAGUAUGUAUUCUCAGUCCAGUACGUAUUCUCAGUCCAGUACGUAUUCUCAGUCCAGUACGUAUUCUCAGUAUUCUGAUGCAGCCACUAAUUACUGUACUCCAUCAGUAUCUAUUACAACCACCACAAGUACAUUAUUUUUCACUGUUCAACAGCCAGCAAGUACAGUAUAUGUGACUGUUCAACCCACAAGAAGCAUUACUGGUAGUACAGUGUAUGUGACUGUUCAACCGACUGAUGCAGUAUCUACACAAGCUAGCAGUGACAGUAUCAAUAGUUCUAUCAUUGGUGGACUCUUUGUUGUUAUUGUAAUUGUUAUUACUAUUAUCAGCAUCAUUGCUGCAAUUAUUAUGUACAGGUGUGGCAAGAAAACUGGUCAAAUGGAGAGCAUUCAAAUCACUUCUACUACCACAGAAAUGAAGAGGGUUCCAUACGGCAUUACUAAUCCAGCUGCUAUUGAUUCACGAACUUCAGAGAGUCCUCAAGAAAUGUAUACUGAAAUGGCAUCAGUUAAUCCUCCUCCUCCUUCAAUGAAGUCCAACACUAUUUCGUACUCGCACUUAAAUCAAUAUCGUAAUGUUGCCACUAGCAAUCCUCACCCCAGGUCAUACACUAUGAUAAAUACUGCUACAAUGGAUAGACCAACCGCAUAUGCUGAUGUUACUAGUCCUCUUCCACCUCCUCCACAAAUAGUAGGAGAUGUACCUGAUCCUUUGAAUGAAGAAGAGGAAAUAUAUGAAGACAUGACAGCAACUGCACUAUAAACAUUUAUUUUUAUUGCUGCUAUCAGACAUUUAGUUUUGCUUUCAAAAAA
Molecule: messenger RNA, 1214 nt
Organism: Amphimedon queenslandica
Lineage: Eukaryota; Metazoa; Porifera; Demospongiae; Haplosclerida; Niphatidae
Exons: 2
Coding region: 61-1164 (367 amino acids)
Source: RefSeq, a predicted model, not a curated record